AUGUCAGGAGUUUGGGUUUUCGAUAGCAAUGGUGUAAUUCGCCUGGCAGCGGAAUCUAAUGGAAGGAGAAAGGUAUUGGUGCACUUGCCAUCAGACCAAGUGGUAUCUUCAUACGCUUGCCUUGAAGAAAUUUUGAAAGAGUUAGGAUGGGAGAGGUACUAUGGUGGUGAUCCUGAAUUCUUCCAAUUCCACAAACACUCUUCCAUUGAUCUUAUCACUCUUCCUAGAGACUUCUCCAAGUUCAACUCUGUCAACAUGUAUGAUAUUGUCGUUAAGAACCCUAACAUGUUCCAUGUUAGAGAUAUGGAGACAGACAUCUACAGAGCCUAA
Molecule: messenger RNA, 330 nt
Organism: Dovyalis caffra
Lineage: Eukaryota; Viridiplantae; Streptophyta; Magnoliopsida; Malpighiales; Salicaceae
Source: the annotation of a GenBank genome assembly